This is a messenger RNA of Owenia fusiformis, 2309 nucleotides long. The record is from the annotation of a GenBank genome assembly. Lineage: Eukaryota; Metazoa; Annelida; Polychaeta; Sabellida; Oweniidae.
AUGUCAGAUACCAACAAGAUUGAAACCCUUGUCCACCCAAUCUCAGUAUGCCCAGGACUCCCAGGUGUGCUGUAUAUUGCGGAUGUCCAGAAGAAAUCCAUUCUAAAAGCUAUUCCACAGUACCCGGUUGUUGUUGAAUCACACCACAUCAACCUCUCAAAUCCCUCAUUUAUCACUUAUGUUGCUGUUGUGCUGUAUGUCAUAGAUGACCAAAAGCUCUACUAUGAAGACAUAGAGAAAUCAUCAAUUUUAGCGAUCUCUAAACUAAAACAUGCUGAACUUGUACAACAACUUGAAUUGAGAAAUUUAGCAGUUCCACACACAGUUCCACCUAUGAAGAAGGCAUUGGUCAAAUGGCAACAUGAACAUGAUGUGAAUGAGUAUAGACAGCGCACCCUACAUCUAGUUGCAGAAGUUGGUGAUGUCAAUUGCGUAGCAGGAUAUGGGAAUCAUGGAAACAUGGACAACUUCUCCACUCUUUAUACCACUUGCAUUGGGUGUAUAAAGGAAUUUAGAGCCGUUUCAAAUGGAGUAAAAUUGCAACUCAAUCUCACUAGAUCUCUGCAACUGAAUCUACAAAAUCCCACUGGGUUGACCCUCAAAGAAAAUAACAUUUACAUAGCUGAUAGUAACAUCGAGACUGGCGGGCUUGUGAGAGUCUUUUGGCCUACAUCAGAUGUGAAUGUACUUUUAAAGAAUAACAGCAACAGAUGUGGCAGAAUAUAUAGUGUGGCCAUACAGGAUACAGACAUCAUUUAUACUGAUGUUGCCAAAUGCAUGGUUAAGAAAUAUGCUGAUGGAGUAUCAGAGAGAAUAACUGGUUCAUGGCCAUGUGAUUACCCUAGCGAUGGUUGUGAAGAGACUUCCUGCCACGUUCAGCAAACAGGAGUAUGCCUUAUCGGCAACUCAAUCAUUUUGACAGACUCUGGAUGUGGAGCUGUAAAAUUGAUUAGCCCAUUGACAGGUUACAUCCAUUACCUACAGAACUUAGGAGAUAUUUACAGAUGUUUUGGAGUUCAUUCACCUGCCAUGAAUGUUGAACGUGCAUACACUCUGUUACAGGAAGUUGCAGUGUUUUUCCGCAAAAUGGUAGAGGAUUGUAGGACAGCUCAUCCGCUGUCACCUACCAGAUUACUCCAAGGACCAGAUGGUGUUCCAGCAGAAAAGACCAUUAAGACCAUAGAAACCAAUGUGUUGGCACUUAGUGAAUUUAUAGCCACAAUUGGAGAACUAAAUCCAAACAUCUUGCCUAACAUAGACUCUAAACCCCUGACAAGCCUGAUAAAUGAACAUUUUCACCAUCGUUUACGGCAAAUAUAUGAUAUGCCAGAUAUGCUGCAGCUAGCCAGAACAUUUUCAUCUGCCGUUGAUGAAUUCUUGAAAAAGUCAACUGAAUGUGGAUAUCUAUACAACACAUCUCGAAAAGACUCCUACUAUGAACAGCCAGUAGGUCUUGUUGCUUUCAACAUGUUGCCAAAAUUGCCCCUUCCUACUGAUGAGAAGGCAAAAUUUAAGCCCUGAUGAAAUCAACAACAUGCAACAAUGGGUGACUAAAGUUGGUGCACCUGUUAGGCAAAAGAGUGUGAGAGGUCAUUCCACCAAGUAAAUCCUGGGACACUUCCUAUUCAGUCAUACUUCAAUCCUCCUCAGCAGGUCUGUAUGCUCCCCUUUCAAGAUCAAGAUAUAGGACAAGAGAAUAAUGUGGAUGAACCAGAGGAAAUUGUUGAACAAGAACUUCUAAUAAUAGCUGGUGAGAGAUUGUACUGCUGAAUAUGUAUAUCGGUGGAAGUAUUUACUGACAAAUGUACACAAUGGUGAGAAAAUAUCCUUAUGAGAAAAUACACGAGUGAUUGUAUUUUUCAAAUUGUAAUUAUAGCUAUGUGUAUGACAAUUAAACACAUCAUUUUAAACUUAUUUUGUAAUUUUACAGAAUGGUACUACGCUUUAAAGUAACUGAUGAUAUCGUUCUCCUCAGGGAGGUGUUGGCUACAGGGGAAUGGCCUGAAGGUCAGGCCUGGGUCAGAACAAAACACAAAAGGCGAUCCUGAAAAACCUGAGGGGAAGGGACACAAAAUGGCCUCAAAUUUUGAAGGAUAAUGCCAAAAUUAAAAUAAAAAUAACAAUUAUGCCAGUUUUUAAUUUAAAUCGCCAAGUUUAUGUGGGAAAGAGCAAGUUUUCCUUCAAGAAAGCAAAAAAGGUAGAUCCACAUUUUUCAGGAGAUAUCAGGGGGUGCUCCCUUCCCCUACUAGUCCAUUUGUCAUUUUCUUAACGUAUGACUAUUUAAAAACAUGAUGUUUUUCUGUGCAAAU